Nematocida homosporus is the source of this 417-nucleotide messenger RNA. RefSeq lists its product as uncharacterized. NCBI's taxonomy places the organism in Eukaryota, Fungi, Microsporidia. The record is from RefSeq and is a predicted model, not a curated record. The transcript has a single exon. The coding region runs from base 1 to 417 and encodes 138 amino acids.
AUGGAAGUUGCUAUUGUUGUGAUUGGGAUAGGCCAGACAGUUUAUUCUCUUCUUUCUCUCUUUCCUCCUAAGACUGAUAUUCUGUUGAUUGAUUUAGAAUGUGAAUACUUUCUGCCAAUUGAACCAUGUCCUAAUGAACUUCCUUCUUCUCUUCGUUUAGUUCAUGUUCUACCUGAAGCACUCAGUACUAUUCUUACUCAACCUAUCCCCGAAUCAACUAUUAUUCUUAAUCGGAUCUUUUCUUUCCAAGCCUCGCCCGCUGAAAUCCAGCAACGACUUAACUACCUCCAAAAUCUAGCUUUCCAAAACAAACGGGUCUUUGCCACUACUGAAUAUACUAACUCUCUCACUACUUCCAUCCGAUACUUUCCAAUCCUCCGCCGAAUGACUCAUCUCUACCACCUAAUCUCCGAUUGA